UGAGAGCUUCAGUAGGCAAAAUGUUGUCGAGACAGUUGUGUGGGCCCCAAAAGCUAUGUGUUCGAUUUCUUCAAACUGAGAGGGCGUUUGCUACAAAGCAAGGCGCAGCAGCUGUUGUAGAUGCCACGCCUUUGGACCAAGCAAAGCCCUUCUCGGAGCUACCCGGUCCCAAUAAAAUCAGCUUUUUUUGUUCUUUUCUGCCAGGCGGUCGCUAUAGGAAUGUUCCGGUGAAUGAUAUGUUUUUGGAUAUGAAGAAACGGUAUGGAAACAUUUUUCGCAUGCCAGGUCUCGCUGGCGCUGAUCUUGUCGUUACUAUGAAUCCUGUUGAUUAUGAGACGGUCUUCCGCAACGAAGGACAGUUUCCCUAUCGGCUUGGUUUCGAAACAUUUGAGUAUUUCAAGAAGGUCCACAGACGCGAUUUAUUUGAGGGUGUCGAUGGUCUUACUUCAGGCAACGGACCUGCUUGGGGCAAGUUGAGAAAAGCUGUAAAUCCGAUUCUGUUGCAGCCGCGUAAUGCCAAGUUGUAUAUAAACAAUCUGCUGAGGGUCAAUGAUGAGUUUCUGGAACGCAUACGAGCGAUAAAAAAUCCAGAAACUCAAGAGAUGCCUGGUGACUUUGGCGAAGAUAUUCGCCGUUUAAUCCUAGAGUCCAUUGCUUCCGUGGCGCUUAACACGCGUCUCGGAUUGUUGAGUGAGAACCGGGAGAGUGAGGAGGCGAAACAAUUGAUCAUUGCAUUGGAAAACAUUCUUGAUCUGAGCUUUCAGCUAAACUUGAUGCCACCGAUUUGGAAGUAUCUACCAAUGCCCAAGUUUAAGAAGCUCAUAGGAUCCCUCGAUACUAUUGUAGAUAUUUGUUAUAAACACAUACAAGAGGCGCUGCAGCGCAUCGAACAGGAUGCCAGGGCUGGACGUCUUACCACUGAGCCAGGUCAAGAAACAAGUAUAUUGGAGAAGCUGGCCCGUUUCGAUCGCAAGGCAGCGGUGAUUAUUGCCAUGGAUCUGUUCUUUGCCGGCGUGGAACCUACCCUUGUCAGUUUGACCGGCAUUCUCCUUUGCCUGGCUAAAAAUCCUGCACAACAGGCACGUUUGCUGGACGAGAUAAAGGGUGUGCUGCCCGAUAAGAACUCAUCAUUGACCAUGGACAAUAUGUCACAUUUGCCCUAUCUGCGUGCCUGUAUCAAGGAGGGCAUCCGUAUGUAUCCUAUUGGCCCCGGUACCGUGCGCCGCAUGCCCUGCGAUGUGGUCUUGAGUGGCUAUCGUGUCGUAGCCGGUACGGAUGUAGCCAAUGCUGCCAACUUCCAGAUGGCCAAUAUGGAGCAGUUUGUACCGCGAGUCCGCGAUUUCCUACCCGAGCGGUGGCUACGUGAUGAGUCCCACUCGAACCUUGUGGGUGAUACGGCCACACCCUUCAUGUAUCUACCCUUUGGCUUUGGACCGCGCGCCUGCGCUGGCAAGCGCAUUGUCGACAUGAUUCUGGAGAUUGCCGUUGCCAGGCUGGUGCGGAAUUUCGAGAUCGGCUUCGAUUAUCCGAUUGAGAACGCAUUCAAGACAGACUUCUUUGUGAAGCCAAACAUACCCUUCAAGUUCAAGCUUGUGGAGCGUUCUGUGUAAUUUCUAUAUAUAAGUCUAUGGUAAUGAAACCUUCAAGAUAUAGCGGAGUAACGCAGCUCCUUCAAAACGA
Molecule: messenger RNA, 1680 nt
Organism: Drosophila virilis
Lineage: Eukaryota; Metazoa; Arthropoda; Insecta; Diptera; Drosophilidae
Gene: Cyp12e1
Product: Cytochrome P450 12e1
Molecular function (GO): iron ion binding; monooxygenase activity; oxidoreductase activity, acting on paired donors, with incorporation or reduction of molecular oxygen
Source: RefSeq, a predicted model, not a curated record